Molecule: messenger RNA, 516 nt
Organism: Talaromyces amestolkiae
Lineage: Eukaryota; Fungi; Ascomycota; Eurotiomycetes; Eurotiales; Trichocomaceae
Exons: 3
Coding region: 1-516 (171 amino acids)
Source: RefSeq, a predicted model, not a curated record
AUGCGUCUCUCUACCGCAAUCGCUGCCCUUCUCACCGUCGGCCUCGCAGCUGCUCACUCUCGCCGCGCUACCUGUGCUGCUCAGAACAUCCUCGACGCAUGUCUCGCCACAGAAAAUGCUCAACUUUCAAGCUGCGCAGCAACUGACUGGGAUUGCCUUUGCGAGCAAAGCAACAAUGUCCUCACCUGCUACAACAACUGCCCCGGCGACGACGGUCAAUUCGGCGCUCAGCAGACAAUGACAUCCUACUGCAACGCCGCAAAGGCUUAUGGCACCAGCACAUCUAGCACGGCCAGCAGCUCUGCAACAGCCUCGGCGUCCUCGUCUGCUUCAUCUACCGGCUCAGAGACAUCUGCCACUCAAACGGGUACUGCGACGUCCGGCCAUUCGUCUUCUACCUCUACUGCGACUGGACAUUUCACGACGUCUUCACAGUCUGCUGCCGCUGCUGCUGGAACGUUCGCUCAGGGUGGCUUUGUUGCUGCGUUGGCUCUGGGGUUGGGUUUGGUUUUCUAA